Messenger RNA from Dothidotthia symphoricarpi CBS 119687, 513 nucleotides. RefSeq lists its product as uncharacterized. The record is from RefSeq and is a predicted model, not a curated record. Bases 1 to 513 code for a protein of 170 amino acids. NCBI's taxonomy places the organism in Eukaryota, Fungi, Ascomycota, Dothideomycetes, Pleosporales, Dothidotthiaceae. The transcript has a single exon.
AUGUCCAACCACGGCAACCGAAAUUAUGAUGAUAAAAGCCCUAUCGCUCAACCGGAGCGCUGCUUGAGCUACACCGAGGAUGAUGUGGCCAUCACAGCCAACGGCCAUCGAGUCCGGGAGAUUAUCCCCAUGGCAUGCAGGCCCUGGACCGGUCAGAGUCAUUUCGAUACUUCGACCUCUAAGAUGGACAAUUAUCAUGACCACCGCAAUAUUCCCAACUACCAUGAUCACACGUGGCGCAAUAGGAGUGAGCAAGUCCACGAUGUCACAGAAAAGCCGGUGACUUCUCCUUCCAACGAAUUCAACUCCACACGCGAUCUUAAGCAUCGUGAUGAUGAUCAUUCACAUGGGUCUUCAUGUCAAUGCCGUGGUGAGAUGGACCGCAAUGAUGUGUCUGAUGAGAAGUUUGCCGGUGGUCGUAGUGUGCGGGAGUCUUUGCAUGAGAGCCUCGACACUUGCUUCGAUGGAUUGGGUGAGGAAUGGAGGAACGAGAAACGCAAGAAUUAUCACUAG